AUGGAUCUCGCAAUUGUUGAAUUGCGCGAGUAUUUGGAGCACGAGAGAAACGCGCGUUACGCCCUGACCGAUUCUUUGCGGGAUCACCGCAAAAAUCGCGAGACCGAGCGUGCGAAGAACCUUGUUGAUUAUGAGGUCACGCAGCUGCAGGACGAGCACGAUGUUCGCUCGAUCGUUGCGGAACUGGGGUAG
This is a messenger RNA of Peronospora matthiolae, 192 nucleotides long. NCBI's taxonomy places the organism in Eukaryota, Oomycota, Peronosporomycetes, Peronosporales, Peronosporaceae. The record is from the annotation of a GenBank genome assembly.